This is a messenger RNA of Eurytemora carolleeae, 2291 nucleotides long. RefSeq names its product bumetanide-sensitive sodium-(potassium)-chloride cotransporter. Gene Ontology annotation, cellular component: membrane. The record is from RefSeq and is a predicted model, not a curated record. NCBI's taxonomy places the organism in Eukaryota, Metazoa, Arthropoda, Copepoda, Calanoida, Temoridae. Gene Ontology annotation, molecular function: sodium:potassium:chloride symporter activity. Gene Ontology annotation, biological process: chloride ion homeostasis; sodium ion homeostasis; potassium ion import across plasma membrane.
CAAUACUCAUCCUUCAGGUAAUAAGAUGGGACCAGCUGAUAACGAAGGAUUUGAAGAUGACCCAAAACCCUGGAAUGAUUGUGAGAGCUAUGUUUAUGAUCAAGAGAAAACACUGGACCUUCUUACUAUUGAUGCUCGGCCAAGUGAGAAAAGUUAUGAAAGGCUAGAGAAACAUUCAUCAGAUCACAGACCCACCAUUGAGGAAUUGAUGACUGGAGAAAGAAUAAAGAGAGAGGAGGAAGAAGUUGAAAAAACCAUUCUUUCUGGAAAAGUUGUAAAGUUUGGAUGGAUAGAAGGAGUGUUUAUGAGGUGCUUACUGAACAUCUGGGGGGUUAUGUUGUUCUUGCGACUCUCCUGGGUUAUUGGUCAAGCCGGGUAUGUUCAAGGCCUUAUAAUCAUAACACUUUGUAAUGCCAUAACACUGAUAACAGCAAUAUCUAUGUCUGCAGUAGCUACCAAUGGAAGAAUAGCCAGUGGAGGAGUUUAUUACAUGAUAUCAAGAGCUCUGGGACCUGAAUUUGGAGGUGCCAUUGGACUGAUGUUCACAUUGGCAAAUUCUAUUUCUGUGGCAACUUACACCCUAGGAUUUGUAGAUAACCUUCUGGAUUUGGUUUAUGAUGUUACAGACUUUCAGGGAAUCGUAGCUGAUAGAUAUGAUCGCCUUAAUGAUCUGAGAUUAAUAGGAGCCCCAGUUAUUGUGUUGAUUCUACUCUUGGCUAUUAUUGGAAUGGACUGGGUUACAAGAGUUCAGAAACUUCUGCUUUUAAUGUUAAUAGUGGCACAAAUAGAUAUGGUUGUUGGCACCUUUCUGACAGGAGGAAAUGCAUAUGUUUCAGAAGCUGAAAGAGCUGCUAAAGGUUUUACAAGCUGGAGUCUUGACACAAUGCAGAAAAACUAUGAAGCAAAAUAUUAUCCAGAUGAAGAUGGAAAAAGGGAUUCUUUCAUGUCUGUCUUUGGUGUAUUCUUCACAGCAGUAACAGGAAUAGUAGCUGGCGCCAACCUUUCUGGAGAUUUGAAGGAUCCUUCAUCUGCAAUUCCAAAAGGAACUCUCCUUGCUAUUGGGUUUACAUAUAUUUCUUACCUAGGAUUCGGAGUUUUAGUGGCUUUUAACUUCCUUCCAAGAACAAGUGGAAAUGCAAUUGAAUACGCGAAUAAUACAGGAAUAUAUCCAGAGAUCACAAACUGCACAGAGGAGGCAAAUGCAGUUAGAAUUGAAUAUAAUUUGACUGAAACAUCUUGUAUUUUUGGAUCAGCAUAUGACCAGAAAGUAAUGACACUAAUGUCAGGUACAGGUUAUCUUGUAUAUCUUGGAUGUUAUGGAGCAACUCUUUCCUCAGCUAUUGCAAGUUUAGUUGGAGCACCAAGAGUUCUUCAAGCUGUGGGAAGGGAUAAGAUAUAUCCAAAACUUGAGUUUUUUGCUGUUGGCCAAGGUGCUAACAAUGAUCCAUUUAGAGGGUACAUUUUAGUAUUCCUGAUUGCAUUUGGAUGUUUGAUGAUUGGAGAAUUAAACACUAUUGGAAGCCUUGCAUCUAACUUCUUCUUGGCUGCCUAUGCUCUAAUGAACCUCUCAGUUUUCCAUUCCAGCAUGACCAAAUCACCUGGAUGGAGACCAACCUUCAAGUUCUACAACAAGUGGAUAUCUCUAAUUGGUGCAGCAGCUUGUAUUGUUUUAAUGUUCCUAAUGGACUGGAGACUUGCCUGUGCUACAAUUAUUUUAAUUUCAAUUCUCUACAGCUUGAUGCUUUAUUUAAAGCCAGAUGCCAAUUGGGGAAGCUCUGCAGAAGCUCUCAAGUUUUCUAAUGCAUUAAACAAUGCAAUUGCUCUAAAUGAUCAAGAUGAUCAUAUAAAGACAUUCAGACCACAGAUACUUCUACUAUGUGGAGAUCCUGCUCAUCGACAUGCAGAGUACAUCAACCAGUUACAGAAAUGCCAGUUUAUGUAUAUUAAUCAAUACUAGUCCCAGGAAUAAAAUCAAUACGCUCAACUCUCCAAAGGAAGCCUCAAAAUAAUGUAGUUUCGUGUUCUGUAUUGCAUUUUCAUAUCAACCAAUCAAUAAUUUGAUAAAUCCAUAUCCAUUUGAAAUUUUCCCAAUGGAUCUGCUAAUUGUUUUUCUUAAAUGUGUGCGCAUGAGCUUAUUUUCCCCCAUCUGUUGGACGUUCCAUGUCUCACUACUGUUAUUUCUUUUAUCUGCUUUUAACAUAUGUUUUUUAAGUACACUUUGAUUGUAGUUUUAUAUUCCUUUACAUGUUAGUUCUAGUUUAUAAUAUGAAAUAAAAGGUUUGAUUUGAUGA